Schistosoma intercalatum is the source of this 1583-nucleotide messenger RNA. The record is from the annotation of a GenBank genome assembly. NCBI's taxonomy places the organism in Eukaryota, Metazoa, Platyhelminthes, Trematoda, Strigeidida, Schistosomatidae.
AUGAGUCGAUUAUAUGACAAUUAUGAACCAACAGUGAUUGAUAAACAGUUACUAAAUGAUGCUGUAUUUUCAUUAUUGCAAAAAGGAACUGUGAGCGAACUUGCUAAACAAGAUGGAAUCCAUUUUGAAAAUGUUACACACCUGAGAUUGGAUUAUAGAAACAUUUUAAAAAUCGAUAACUUGUGGGCAUUUAAGUUACUUGUUAAGUUGCAGCUUGAUAAUAACAUCAUAGAACGAAUUGAAGGUAUCGGUCAUUUAACUCACUUACGUUGGCUUGAUUUAUCAUUUAAUAAUAUUGAAAAAAUUGACGGCUUACAAAAUCUGGUAAAUUUAGAAGAUUUAACAUUGUACAAUAACCGAAUUACCACAUUAGAAAAUAUGGAAAAUUUGAAAAAAUUACAAGUGUUUUCAAUUGGUAACAACUAUAUUACUGAAUUGUUUAAUAUAAAAUAUUUACGUCGAUUUCGCCAUUUACAAUCAGUAUGUUUACAUGGUAAUCCAAUUAGUAAAAACGAUGACUACAAAUUGUAUAUUCAUGCUAUGCUACCCAAUCUAUUUUAUUUAGAUUAUCAAAGAACCGACGAUAAACUUAAAUCUACAGGUUAUGAAAAAUAUCAACUAGAAAUUGAUGAGAUUAUAAGUGAAGAAGAGACUCAAUUGAAAUUGAAUAAAGAACUUGCUGAAAAUCAAGCUAAAAUAGAACUAUAUAAACAAGCAUUUAUUGAUGGCAUAGUUGAUGAAAAUAUUUUUCAAAAAUUAUUCACUGAUGAUCCUGAUGGCAGAGAAUUAUUGGUAGUUCCUGAAUUAUACAACAAAAAAUUUACACAUCAAUGUAAAUUAGUAUUUGAACUUGGUAUAAAAGAACAUGAUAAACGUAAUAAAGAAAUAGAAUCAUUUCGAAAUUGUAUUGAACAAGCGAAAAUGGUAAAUGCUGAAUUAAGUAAAAAGAAAAUAAAUGAAUUUAAAUUAUAUCAGGAUAAAAUAUUUAGAGAACUUUUAGAGAAUACUGAUUUGAUUAAAGUCGAAGAUGAUAUUUUAGAUUAUAAUGAGAAGGUGCAACAAUUAUGGAAUGAAUUAAUGAGAAAUGAAUCAAUUUUAGUUGAACAAAUUGAUGAAUUAAUUAAUGAAUUUGAAUUAAACUUAAAUGAUAUGAUUAGUACAUUUAUUGAAAAUGUUGAAGAACAUUUUACGGAAUGUCGCGAAUUACAAACUCAGUAUCAUGAAAGGUUGACAGAUCUAUGCCCAGGUAUUUUAGAACGAUUUAUGCGUAGUGACUUCCAAAGCGAACCAUCAGAUGCUCUUUUAGCCAUUUUUAUUGAUAAAGAAAGUGUAACGAAUGCAUUAACAGCCAGUAACGAUGCUCAUUUACUUAAAAUUGAUGAAUUCGCAGAUGAAAUUAAUGAGAAAGCGAAAAAAUGGAUUAAGGAAACAAUUACUUCCAUAUAUUCCGGUGAAAAAUAUGAUCGAAACAGAGCAAGAGUAAUGGAAAUAAAUCAUUUUAUAGAUGCAUUAAGAAAUGACGUUGAAAAUUUAGAUAUACCUGCAUUAGGUGAAUCUUGAAUAUGCAUAAUAUGAUAUUCUUU